CUGGGUUGAGCUGCGGAGAGUGAAGGGACUUGUGUGGAUCGGGAGAGAUCGGAGCGGAGAGAUCAUGGAGGACUUGUGAGCCGGUCCCCUCCCCUCCUCCCCCCCGGACAUGUCCGGGUCUCUGUGCCGGAGCCUCUACUCCUUCUCCGGGGAGAACCACCAGCAGGGGCUGAAGUUCGAGGCGGGAGAGGUGAUCAGUGUGCUGCAGGUGUCGGAUGGAGGAUGGUGGGAAGGAGAGAAGGACGGGCUCCGGGGAUGGUUCCCUGCUAGCUAUGUACAGAUCCUGGAGAAACCCGGUAAGAUGAACCCGCAGAAGAUCGAAGAUUCCUCACCGGUCCCCCUCCCCCCGGGCUGGCAGUGCUACAUGUCUCCGCAGGGGCGGCGCUACUACGUCAACACCGUCACCAACGAAACUACGUGGGAGAGACCAAACAGCUCACCUGUCAGCCUGAAGAGCCCACUAGUGAAAAAGACGUCACUUCCUGCAGUUAAUGGAUUCCACCCGUCGGGUUCCCCUUUACAUCAUCCAGACUCGGUGCACAUCAGCGUCCGGAAACCCAGCGGGGAACCGCAGAGCCCCGGCUCGCCGUCACCCACCAGGAAACAGAACAAGGAGACCAUCAUCACGAUAAACUGUGUGACGUUCCCGCACCCGGACACCAUGCCGGAACAGCAGCUGUUAAAACCCGGAGAGUGGAGCUACUGCGAUUACUUCUGGGCAGACAAGAAGGAUCCGCAGGGGAACACGACGGUCACCGGGUUCGAGGAACUCCUGCAGAAGCAGCUGAAGGGGAAGCAGAUGCAGAAGGAUAUGGCUGAAUUUAUCCGAGAACGGAUAAAGAUAGAGGAAGAAUAUGCAAAGAACUUGGCCAAACUUUCCCAGAACUCGCUGGCAUUCCAAGAGGAGGGGACGCUGGGCGAGGCCUGGGCACAACUGAAGAAGAGUCUGGCGGAUGAGGCUGAAGUCCAUCUGAAAUUCUCCUCCAAGUUACAGAGUGAAGUGGAAAAACCAUUACUGAACUUCCGAGAAAACUUCAAGAAGGACAUGAAGAAGUUCGACCAUCACAUCGCCGACUUACGGAAACAGCUGAGCAGCCGAUACGCAGCCGUAGAGAAGGCCCGCAAGGCUCUCGCCGAAAGACAAAAAGAUCUGGAAGUGAAAACACAACAACUAGAAAUUAAACUGAGCAACAAGACGGAGGAGGACAUCAAGAAGGCGCGACGGAAGUCCACACAAGCAGGGGACGACCUGAUGCGCUGUGUGGACCUCUACAACCAAGCGCAGUCCAAAUGGUUCGAAGAGAUGGUGACAACCAGUCUGGAACUGGAGCGAUUGGAGGUGGAGCGGGUGGAGAUGAUCCGGCAGCACCUCUGUCAGUAUACACAGCUACGCCAUGAAACGGACAUGUUCAACCAAAGCACGGUGGAGCCGGUGGACCAGCUUCUGCAGAAAGUGGAUCCGGCCAAAGACCGGGAAUGUUGGGUGAAGGAGCACAAGACGGGGGACAUCCGGCCCAUGGACAUGGACAUAUAGACUUUUACGGCUCGCGGUUUCUGCGGAGUUCCUCUGGUUGGGACUCCUGUAUAUAUUCCUUGUAAGAUACACAAAAUGUCGCUUAUUGCCGCGUCACCACAUGGUUAAAAGAAUGGGACGCCGGAGACGCGGCGAGGUCUGGGACUGUUGGAUGAGGCAGGCGGACCCCCCCACCAGACAUCUGAGGCCCAGCCUAUAGAAAGUAUACGGCGUCCGGUUGGCAACCCUCGUUGCGUUCGGCGUACAACAAAAUCCGAUAUUUCCGAAGACUUAAGGAAGGACUCCGCCCAGCUCUGUAUAUAAAACUUUCUCAUUAUCAUCCUAGGAAAUCUGCAACCCAUUCCGCCGGAAACUUGCUCCAGUUUUUUGAUGCCGCCAUACCUGUAACUGCCCAGUACAGACGCAGAGAUUCAAGUAUUGGUUCCUCCGUGUGCCCGCUCCGCACCACCCGCUAUAACUCAACCGGGAACCAGAAUCCACCACUCUGCUAUUUACUCAUUGGCUGCUAUAUCAUUGGGGAAGAUGAGAAAAAGUGUAUACACCCCCCCCCCCUACAUACACAGCUCAGCCAAUAGCUGCUUCCAUCACAGCCUUCUCACCAAGGCCCCCCGUUCAUAUUCUCUGCGUUUCCGAUCACGGGGGAAACCACACAGAAGAAAAAACGCACGGUUCGAAAAUGCGUAUAAACGCCCAACACGCUUGCAUUGCCAUUAAAUGUUAAUGGGACCCCAAGCACGGGUAGCGGGCGUGCGUUUGUCACGUGUUUUUGUCGCACCUGAAAAGCGCGGUACAAAAUGAGUGCUUAAAAAAAAAAAAGGACAAGAGGUUAUUUGGGGGCGUAUUAACGUGAAAACGUGCGAAAGAAAAUAAAAACGCAAGCGGGAGCGCGAGUUCUUACUACGAGUUCCCACUACGCUCAGGUGUGAACGGGGGGGGCGGGGCCUAAAGUAUUUGCUUAAAGAAAAAGGCGAUAAACGGGUUCAAAUAGUAUUUUAUGAUCUGCAUCAACGUCUUUAGGGGACGCCCACGUUUACAUCCGGUGAUUUGGGAUUCCGCCACAAUUCCAAAUCUGCGACACUAGCGCGUCUUUGGACGCCAUUCAUUUUUUAAUGGCACCUCGCGUGUCGCGAGAAUAUCGUGUUCCAAAAAAAGGAGUUGAAGCUUCUUUUUGGGGGCGGCAAGCUUCGCGUGGUUGCGGCUUGCAACGGGGUUUUGUUUUUUACGGGAAAAAAUGCACCGCAUUGGGAAUCGCGACAGAUCUGCCCACGAUCCUAAAUCACCGGAUGUGAACGGGGCGCUAAAAUCUUCCCAUUGUGCUCAGUUAAAGCUCGCUCACACGGGCGCCUAAAAAACACAAAAUUUUUAGGCACCCUUGGUGCUCGUUUGCACGUGCUUCAACAUUAACACACAUUAUAACGCCUACCGCUUCAACACGCUCACUUGAUGUGUUUGUGUUUUUGCUGCUUUGGUGAUGCUUUUUGUUUCUAUUUGUAUAAAGGGGCCCAGUAGAACCCGGUAGUUCCGCCACUCAGCAGAUCCCCAGCUUCGUUCAGCACAUCCCCUGCUCAGUACAUCCCCUGCUCAGUAGUACCUUGAUUUAGUAAGUCCCCAGCUCAUUAGUACCCUUGUUCAGUGGCUCCUAGGCUCAGUAGUACCCCCAGCUCUGCUGAUCCCCCCGCUCAGUAGUAACCCCCAGCUCUGCUUAUCCCCCGCUCAGUAGCAACCUCCAGCUCUGCCGAUCUCCCACUCAGUACUAACCCCCAGCUCUGCUGAUCCCCCGCUCAGUAGUAAUCCCCAGCUCUGCUGAUUUCCCGUUCAGUAUAACCCCAGUUCUGCUAAUUCCCCCGCUCAGUAGUGAUCGCCAGCUCUACUGAUCUCCUGUUCAGUAUAACCCCAGUUCUGCUAAUUCCCCUGCUCAGUAGUAACCCCCAGCUCUGCU
Messenger RNA from Rana temporaria (common frog), 3473 nucleotides. RefSeq names its product growth arrest specific 7 (gene GAS7). Gene Ontology annotation, biological process: neuron projection morphogenesis; actin filament polymerization. The coding region runs from base 110 to 1534 and encodes 474 amino acids. NCBI's taxonomy places the organism in Eukaryota, Metazoa, Chordata, Amphibia, Anura, Ranidae. Gene Ontology annotation, molecular function: actin filament binding. The record is from RefSeq and is a predicted model, not a curated record. The transcript has 14 exons. Gene Ontology annotation, cellular component: plasma membrane; cytoplasm; actin filament.